Amaranthus tricolor (Joseph's coat) is the source of this 2179-nucleotide messenger RNA. RefSeq lists its product as uncharacterized. The coding region runs from base 429 to 1814 and encodes 461 amino acids. The record is from RefSeq and is a predicted model, not a curated record. NCBI's taxonomy places the organism in Eukaryota, Viridiplantae, Streptophyta, Magnoliopsida, Caryophyllales, Amaranthaceae. The transcript has a single exon.
UCAAUUUUGUUUUUUCUUUUAAGCUAAAAGUUCCUCAUUAAAUAUCCCCUUUCCUCUUUUCUCCAUUUUUUCUCUUUUCUCUCCUUUUUUUUUUUCUUCAAUUUUCCUUCUCUCCUUCUCUCUCCAAACACAAACCCUAAUUAUAUUCCUUGUAAAAAUCCUCAACAAAAAACAGGUAGCUCAGCUACAUACCCUCACCAACAACUAUCAUUUCCACUACUUGUUACUAUUUUUUUUCCUUGUUUUCAUCAUCCAUCUUUAACAGUAAUUCAAUCUUCUUUUAGAUAUCAAACCCAUAGCCUUUUUCUGUAAAAACUACCAAGCAACAAAUUGCUACAUUUCUUCAUUGCAUAUCCCACCUUUUCAAGAUUCGUCCCCACCAUUUUUUUUUCUUUUUUCUUUUCUAGAUCUCUCUCAUCCGUACAAUAAUGGAAUCUGGAAAUAGUAGUAGUAUGCAAUCUUCAAGUGGUGGUGAUGAUCAAGAUCAAUAUGAUGAAUCAAGUGGUGGUGGUGGUGGUGUUAUUGGUUCAGGUAAUUACUUCUUAUUUAGUAAUACCACUGCCCGUAUUAAUAAUUCUAGUACGAAUAAUGCUAAUACUAAUACAAAUCCGUUACCUACCCAAUAUCAUCAUCAUCAUGAUCAUCAGAAUAAUCCAGAUAUGUUUAUGGGUUCUUCUAGUUCUACCCAUCAAAUAGCUCCACCACCGCUUGAUCCACCACAACAUCAUGGUAAUUUUUUAGAACCCUUUGAAAAUCAUCAACCAAAUUUUCAAAAUCUUAUGUUCUGGCAAACCCAGCAGUUUAGUGGUGGUGGAUUAGUUGAUCCUCCGCCGGUUCAGAAUCAGAGUUGCACCAUUACUCCAAAUAAUAGUAAUAAUCAACAAAAACCCAGCUCGAGUAACACCACCGGAGCCGGCGGUAGUGGUAGUGGUAGUGGGAAGAAUCCGAGGAAGAGAACUCGAGCAUCACGACGAGCACCCACCACUGUUUUAACAACAGAUACGAGCAAUUUCCGGGCUAUGGUUCAGGAAUUUACUGGCAUUCCGUCAUCGCCAUUUUCAGCGGCGGCUUCUCCGUUGUUAUCGAGACGGUUAACCGAUCUGUUAGCUGGAUCGUCGAGUGUGGGUCCCAGUUUAAGGCCAGGAAGACCGCCAUCGAUGAUGGGUUUGGGGCCUAGUUCAAGUACUCUGGAAAGGAUUCUUGCUGGGUAUAAUAACAACAGUACAAACAAUUACCCAUUCAGACCUUCUGCUCAUAAACCCAAUAAUACCCCACAAAAUACAAACAGUAAUAAUAGUACUAAUAUCUCAUUUCAAUCCCUUCUUCAAUCAAAUGUUUCUCCUGCUUCUACAAUCGGAACACACCCUAGUUUAGUUGGGGGUGGAAGUUUGUUACCUCCCAAUGUUGGGAAUUUUCCUGAUUUAAGUGGGGUCAUUGGGGGUGACCAACUGUUUGGAUUUUCGCCGGACGGUGGUGGUUGGAGGGGUGGUGGAUCAUCGGGGGCUGCCGGAGGUGUUAGUUCGAGUGAAGAACGUGACGGGAAUAAUAAUGUUCGACGUGGAGGAAUUGGUGGUGGUAUGAGUCAACAACAUCAUCCGUGCUCGAGCACGGAUAAUGUUGCUAAAAAUAAUAAUAAUAAUAAUAAUAAUACUCCGAGUAAUAAUAAUAAUGCGAGUAAUCAACAUAUGGAGGGCGGGUCAAUUAGUGGUGGUGGGACUUGCAAUUAUAAUGUCAAUUGCUCUGGAGAUAAAGGCUUAGAUAGUACUCCCAACCUAGGUGGUGGCCAAGGUACGUUGGGUGAUUUACUUGGUUAAUUUAUUUUUUUUUAAAUUAUGUUAUUGGUCAGGGUCAUGAUCAUCAGCCCGAUCAACGUCCUGAUCAUAGUCAUGAUCAUCAACUUGACCAGCGUUCUGCACAAUGUUAUUAAUUCCAACAAAUCCUAUAUAGUUUAGGAUUAGAUUAUAGUCUUAGGAAUACAUAUAAUUAUCUUAAAUUUGGGCCAUUGAUUUCUAAGAUGAGAAUGAAUGGAGGGUGGAUUUGGAAUCUAGUUUAUUAUAAUGUUAUAAUUAUAGUUGUAAUCAUAGUAUUAGAAGAGACAAUUGAGUGUUGAAUAUCAACCACAUUGUUAUUAUUGUAUUAAUCAAGAUGAGAAAUUAUUAUAUGCACAUUUGUAUGGCCC